ACACGGGAUUCCAAAACAUGCCUUGCGGCAUCACCCGCUGCCAGAGCCACAGGCUGAGGUGUGCUCAGCCACACCCACGGCUGGAAACUGUGCCGAGAUCUCCAGGGAGUCUGAGACCUGGAAGGAAUCGGAUUACUCUUCUGUUACUCCAGCUGAUCAUAGGAACUCAGGGUCUGCUAGUCAGAGUUAUGCUGACACCUCCACUCAGGACAGCUCAGUCUUCUGGGGCUAUGACGAAUUUGAUAAAGCUGCCACACAACAAGUUCAGCAAAUGUUUAGACAAAUUGAUGAGCUUCUUUAUGAGCAGAACGAAAAUGUGCAUGUUGAGGGACUACGGGAAGAAUGCCACCAGUGGACAGUCAACUUUCCUCAUCUCAGGGUCGUGGGGAAGCAAAUAGCGAUCCCCACCGAUGAAGGGUAUGGGUGGUAUUCAAGUUCACCUUCUGGCAGUUUAGGUUCCUCAGAUGUAAGUUCACCACGAGAGAAAGAUUCUAAUGAGUUUAGUGUUUUGGGCAAGAAGGUUCCUCUUUCCAUUACUCCCACUCACAAAAUGGCCAACGCUUCCACGCCUCCGACCUUGUGUUCUCCAGAGAGUGAAGAAGGUGAAGAUGGAGUAAUUGUCUCUGAAGGCAUAAUGGAGGAAUAUUUUGCAUUUGACUGCAGAGAUGUGGAGGAGGAGCUGCACGAGAAGAAAAUUGUACUGUCCUCUGGUAGACGGAAAUUGGGGUUUCCUCCUGUCUCUCCAUAUUCCUGCACAAAAGAUUCUGUGCUCACGUUUGUGUUUGAUGAUGUGUGGAGCGAAGUCCUAGGCUGCAUGGAAGAAUUAAUCUGCAAACACUGGGAAUGGGCAGCCUCUGAUGAUGAGAAAAAUAUCCUAACAGUAGAAGCAAUCAGGGCAGAUGCUGGGAGCCUUUUGCCAUUUGAUCCUCUGCCAGCGUUGUUACCUCGUGUGCCACAACCUAAAACACCCUCAGUGACAUCCAAUCUGUGCCCAAAACCCAGAUGUGGCCACAAAAGCAAAAAGAGGAGAAAACCACCUCAAGUAAACCUCUCUCAAGGGUCAAGUAGUGGCUCUCAGUGUAAUCUAAAUGGCCUGAUGGUGAUACAUGGGAUCCGGUUACAGCAAAGGAAUCUGCCUGUCAUGGAGAAAAAGCUGGACCUGGACGAGAAUCGGCCAGGCUCGGGUUCCAUCCCCUCUGCUGGAGUGUGGCCAGAUCGGCCCCUGGAGCUCAGCACGUCGUCCCUGCCGCGGCCCCCGGGAAGGCGAAAUGCACCACCACGCACCCUGCAUCCCCUCAGCACCAGCCACUCCCCUGCUGGGACCCCAGGGACUGUGGGCGACGUCUUCAGGGGGACUCGGCU
Molecule: messenger RNA, 1362 nt
Organism: Merops nubicus (carmine bee-eater)
Lineage: Eukaryota; Metazoa; Chordata; Aves; Coraciiformes; Meropidae
Gene: FAM149B1
Product: family with sequence similarity 149, member B1
Exons: 10
Biological process (GO): cilium assembly; protein localization to cilium
Source: RefSeq, a predicted model, not a curated record